Akanthomyces muscarius is the source of this 633-nucleotide messenger RNA. RefSeq lists its product as uncharacterized. The record is from RefSeq and is a predicted model, not a curated record. Gene Ontology annotation, biological process: sterol biosynthetic process. Bases 1 to 633 code for a protein of 210 amino acids. The transcript is spliced from 4 exons. Gene Ontology annotation, cellular component: membrane; endoplasmic reticulum. Gene Ontology annotation, molecular function: steroid Delta-isomerase activity; cholestenol delta-isomerase activity; C-8 sterol isomerase activity. Lineage: Eukaryota; Fungi; Ascomycota; Sordariomycetes; Hypocreales; Cordycipitaceae.
AUGUUAAAGAUGAGUUUCCUUGGAAGUGGUGGCGUCAUUGAAUCAGGCUCUCUGGCGACAAAAUGUAUUGUGCAAAGCUUGAAACCUAAGCUUUCAAGCAGCGAUGUGAUGAUAUCGACGUGGUUCGUCCUUUGUGGCUUCAUUCAUACCUUUUUCGAAGGCUACUUUUCUUAUCAUUCUCUUCAGAUGGGCGGUCGCACUGACAUGUUUGGGCAGCUUUGGAAAGAAUAUGCGCUUUCCGACUCACGCUACAUGACCCGAGACUCUUUUGUGAUCUGCAUGGAGACUAUCACUGCUUGCUUCUGGGGCCCGCUAUCAUUCUUAUGCGCGUACAUGAUUGUCACAGACCACGUCUCGCGACAUUCAGUUCAAUUUACCGUUAGUUUUGGACAGCUUUACGGCCUGGCUCUCUACUACAGCACAUGCGCUUUUGAAGAGUUGGUUCACGGGAUAGUCUUAAGCCACCCCGCAAGGAUUUACUACUGGGCGUAUUACGUCACAUGUAACGCAUUCUGGCUGUUCAUACCGGGCUGGCUCAUUUUCCAGAGCCUGAGAGAGAUUCAAAUGGCAUUUACGCUCAAAGAGCAAGCCAAAGCAACAAUAGCUGCUGGAAGGAAAGAUGGCGGAGACUAA